Molecule: messenger RNA, 2211 nt
Organism: Amphiprion ocellaris (clown anemonefish)
Lineage: Eukaryota; Metazoa; Chordata; Actinopteri; Pomacentridae
Gene: fgfbp1b
Product: fibroblast growth factor binding protein 1b
Exons: 2
Coding region: 184-855 (223 amino acids)
Biological process (GO): cell-cell signaling
Molecular function (GO): growth factor binding
Source: RefSeq, a predicted model, not a curated record
ACGUGGAGGUGCAUGCGUAAGAGAGAGAGUAUGUGUGACAGUAUUAUUGGGCGGAAAUGGUGGGCGUGCUGCAGCAUCUAUGUAUGAAAAGCAUGUGCCAGAGCGCAGAGAGCCACAAGAAGCAGUUUUACGCACAGCAACACUUGUCAUUCUUGGUGCAUAUUUGUCCCUCUAAAAGACGACAUGUUGCUGCUGAGGACUGUAGCUCCCUGCUUGCUGCUGUCUUUCCUCGGGCAGCAGGUCUCUCUCUGCUCCGGUGCGCGAUCAGCGGACAAGCAGACCGGCAAAGCGCAGCGGAGCGACAACAACGGCGCAGCGUCCGGCCGAGGGAAGUUCUCCACCAGGGACAAGAUGCAGUGCACGUGGAGCGCGACAGUCGUAGGGGAUGCGGUGAAGCUGCCGGUCAGGUGCGAGAACCUGGAGGCGCGCAUCAAAGGCGGGGUCACAGAUCUGCAAUGUGAGUACAACGCCAAACCGGCGACGUGUCCCGGUUACCUGUCCGACCCCCGGGGCUUCUGGAAGCAGGUGGCCCGCGCGUUCAAGAGGCUCCAGAGUAAAGUGUGCAGGGACGAGCGCGCGCUGGUGAGGGCCGGGAUGUGCAAGCGCGCUCCAAAGGACGCGCACUUCAAGCUGGACAUAUCAACCUCCGUGGUCGCCGCUCAGUCCGGAGGACCGGAGCCUGCCCCGCCGCGGCCACCCCGCCCCACCCUCCCCACCACCACCGGCAACGGCACCGGGCCCACAUCCUGCACGAAGCGCGCGGACCACCACAAAACGGCCGUAGAGUACUGCAGCAGCUCGUGGGCGAGUGUGUGUUCCUUCUUCCUGUCUAUGCUCCAAAGCGAGGACUGCUAGCGGACAUGUGGACACAUCAGACUGAAAGCAGGACUUAGUGUCUGUUAAACUGUGGUGACACAGCAAAGGUCCACACAUCAUUUUUAAUCAGUAAUAAUCAGAGAUUCUCUCCUCAGUGUGCAUUUUCUAGCCGUGAACAGAAUGAUUUUCAGUUUUCACAGUCACCAGUAUUAGGGCGAGUAUUGUUAAAACGGGACACCUGGCAAACUGGGACAGUGAACAGACACACAACUGUUUCAGGUAGGUUGUUGUAUUUUCAUUCUGUGGUCAUUCAAAGACAAUAAAAUGUUGACAUGGCUUAUCUUCCUAAAUUUCUCUUAUUUUUUUUAUGUCAAAAUAUAUAGUGGUCAUUUUGCCAUCUGUAGAAAAAUGGUUUCAGGAAAUUGUGUUUCAGAUGGUGUCCUCAAUUGUGUGUUUGAUUUUCUUAACCUUGUCUUCUUGUAUAUUGUAGUAAGUGUGUUUUUGUUUAGAGAAUUGUAUUAAGUUGUGAGAAGGAGCUUUGGAAUGAUUCUGUAAAUGUGUCCCAUUUUACCAAUACUCACACUACAUGUUCAAUAUUACUCAGGUGUGUUUAUUUAUCAGGGGUUUGUCUGAAUGUGACUCAGCAAAUCUGAACUGAAGCUAUUGAUAAUUUUCUUUUAAACACAGUAAUUUAUCAGCACUAGAGGGAAGUAACACUUUCUCAAGCACUGUGUUAACAGUUUUUGAGCUGCUUAUACUUCACUUGAGCAUAUCGGUUCUAUUUUAUCUGUUUUUCAGCAGUAAUAAUGUAGACUGUCUUCCACUAUGUGUAUCUGACAGCUGCAGUUGCUGCUCAGAAGAUUUCUUUUUAGAUUAAUACAUCAAUUCAAAAUACAUGAUCAAAUUAUAAAAUGACUUACUGAAACACAGUGAGGUAGACUUAACUAGCUCCAGGUGCAAAUGUCAUUCUUAAAGUAGCUUGUUGCUAAAUUCUCCAUACAUUUUGCUCAGAUAAAUUUGAUUUUGAACAUUUAAUUUUGACUAUUCAAAUUUACAAUUGAUAGACAUUGAAGCAAAAAAAAAAAUGGGUAAAACUAAAGAUACACAAGUGAACAAUUUUAUGUGAUCUGGACAACUUUGAACUGUAUCAGCUAGUUUUAAUUCUUAGAUGUGAGAAGAGUACUAAUAUUAACACUGUAAAUAGUACACAUCUUGAUGCUUUUACUUGUGAAGGAGUAUUUCAAGAUUACACUACAACUAUUAUUCCACUGAUGUGUAUUACACAGAGCUGAUUAUCAUGCAGAGUGGUAUAUCCUCUACCUCUAGUCAUUUAUCAGUCAGUCACCAAAAGCACCAUUGCAGUUAGGCAUCACAAAUAAAUAUUUUCUAUUUUUA